ACCUUGAUCACCUUGAUCACCUUGAUCACCUUGACUACUCUUGUUUGCGUCGAUCUCUUGGUCUGUCUCAAGGCGCUGACAGUUAGUUCAACAUGUUCGACUUGUUGUGCUACCGUCACACCAUGGUCAAUUGCAUCUGACUUACCUCAGUCUCCUACCACAAUCACUACCACCACCACCACCCACCUCCCUCCCUCACCUAGAACAUGGAGCCUCCUGCUCAACGGCGACCUGGUCGCUCUCCUGUCCCUCCGCCCCUUUCCCCCAACCCUUCCUCUCGCGCAGGGUCAAAACAAUCCAACCGGCCGGAAUCAAGUGGCAGCGAUACAUCAGCCUCCUCCCGUCUCUCUGUGGUCAAAAGGUCACCGUACAAUCAACAACUCCCCACCUUUACUUCUCAUACCAAUUCCAGCAACCUCUCCAUUCCUUCUCACUCCAGGCCGUCUGCGCAGUACAUGCCUCGAGACAACAAAUCUCACCUGGGACCCCCGCCGCUUGAGCUGCAGAAACAUCGUCCGAGACAACAUUCCCAGGGUUAUUUUGAACCUUCCAUGCCUUCAGCCUCCCUCGCGAGCCAGUCCAAUCUCCAUGAUCAUGCCUCCACAUCCGGUCUCACGCCUUCGCAAAUUGCUGCUCAGGCGGCUAUGCAGCAUCUCAACGCAGCAACCCACAAUCGCAAGCGAUCACCGACCGUUCCCUUCCCUCAGGAACAACAUCAGCAAGAAAGUCGCCGUAACAGUCGGGGCUCCAAUGGCUCCCACGACGGCCCUAUCACCCCAACUCAUCCGCCGGAACAACAGUACCGGAAUGGACUUAUCGGUAACAAUGCUGCUGCGACUGCUGCCAGUGUCGUCUUUCCGCGAAACGCCGCCACUCCUCAAGUCACCCACAUCGAGGAGGAGAAGCCCAAGAAAGGAGGAUUGAAGCGCUUUCGACCUAAGAAUAUGGUAUUAUCUAGAGACAAAGACAAAGAGUCCAAAGAUAAGCCACCACUUUCACCCCUCAGGACGGAUAGAAUUGCUCCUAGUGGACUCUCCAAGGUGAUGAAUGCUUCCACCGCGAGUCUGGCCGACUCCCUUUCAUCUACAAAUUCGUCUCUAUACCAACUAGCCAAUCCGUCAUCCUCCACAAUUAUACCAGCCCCGGAGCAAAAAGACAAACCUCACAAACAUCAUGGUCUGCGCCAAAAACUAAAACUCAAAGACAAGGACGACACAUAUGCGCUCUCCCUUUCUUCCGCAAGCUCGAAUUCACGUCCUGUUGAUAUCAAUAACCCACAGUCGCUCUACUCGUUCGCCCCUUCGUCUCCCGCUCCCUCGUCCACCUUUUCCAAGUCUGUGUCGGGCCUUGACCUUCGCCAUGGCGGCCGAGCCUUGAGAGAAAAGAAAAAGGAAGAAAAAGCCAUGGCCAAUCUUGAGCCUGUGUAUAGCCGUGCUGAGAGCGAUACAUCUGAAUGGCCGGCUCUCGGGAAUACCUACACCAACCAAUCCAACAGCAGUUUCAAUCCCUACGCCGAAGUCAAGGAUGCAUCUGCCAAUUUUGGUCUCAACAAUAUGUCUGCUGACGAUGCAUGGGAUCUCCUGAGAGCAAAGAUUCUGGUCUCGUUUGAAGGCGAGGAUGUCCGCAUUGCGGUCGAGAAUCUCAAUCGUCUGGUCACUAUCCACGUUCAAAGAUGCGUUCAGCGGCGAGACCCUAGUAUCGUCAUCGGAGACCUGGAAGAUCUUCUCAGAACCGGUUUUGCCAGUCUAAACCACACAUUGCGCACCGCAUCUGAUGAUCGACUCGUACCACAUCUGGUCAGCCUGUGGAUGCAGGUCUUCGGCUCCGUGUUGCCAUUUAUGCAAGCCGUUUUCCUUCCAUUGGACCAGGAAUUCAAAGGCAGAGGAACGAUUCUCACCAGCCCCAAGAUGGCGGCAGAGUUCUGGGGAGCACUGCCCAGCGCUGACAGUGGGAGUCAGUUGUCGUCUUCCCCGGCGACUGGCGAAAGCAGCGACUUUGUCGUUGCUGCUGGCGAAGAGUUGGAGGUUCGACGAAUCUUGUUGAUUGCCUACCGGGACGUCAUCAUUCUUCCUCGAUUCGACGUGUUGAAGGCAACCUUCUCCCGACUAAGUCUCGAAUCUAUCAACGUCAGUCUCUCACACAUUGACGGUGGCAGAAACCGUGGUAAUAGCGCCACGAGCGAGAGACCCGGUACCGCGACAGGCCUCGAACCUAUGUACGCCAGCUACAAUUCUCAGAGCAGCACUCUGCUGGGAAGUAUGUCAGGCGGCGGCCGGUCUCGAGCCACCUCCAACCUGUCCGUGUCAAGCAAUCCCGCACAAGACGUCGCCUUCCAGUCAUUCAGCUCCCCACCAGCGGCACGACCAUCAGACAGCUCUUCGGCACAAGUAACCGAGACCGUCGGGCGCAUGUUACAGUGUUUGUCGGUGCUAUGUUCUAUCCAGUCUGGCGACGACGCCCAGGCGAAAAUGGAGGAACUCAACAAACAACUUAAACUCAAUUGGCUAGGUCGCGGACGCACUGGUCGCAACCGCAAGGGGUUCGUCGGGAGCAGAGUCCGGCCAUCAGCCAGUAUAGGCUCGACGAUCCGGGGUCUAGACCGGGAUGGGAGUCCUACGCCUACGCCAACAAGACAGGGAACUGUGACGAGGCAAGCGGACGAAACAAUGAGAGGCGAGCGAGCCUUGGCCUGAAUCGUGGGUGUUACACGCUUUAGGACGCGGUGCUUCUUGCAUUUAAGAUAUGCCUCAUACCGAUAGAUCACAAAACAUGAUCAGCAGUCAAGGUGAUCAGUUGCAUCUAGAAAGGCAGCUUCAGCGACACCCGGAAGUUACCAAGAUCAGGGAUGAGAUGAUCACCAUCAAGUAUACACGUGGUAGUAUCUUCUCCGACAUGGUUUAGAUUCGUCCACGCGACCCUCUGACAAGGCCUGAUCGUUGCCUAACAUCAUGAGACGCUAGUCUUUGCAAGCGAUUGCUAACCUGCUGAAGGUGUUCCUGACGACCAUACACAUGUCGAAUCCACUCGCAAACGCCUCCGUCCACACUGCGGUGUAACCACUUUAUCUCGGUGCCGGCAAGAUAUCUAUAGAAGGCCUCUUUGAUCUUUACGUGCAGCUCUGGCGCUGCUCUACAUGGGUCAGUUAGAUGUCAAUAGCUGGUGUGUGAACCCUGCUCUAGCCAGCGGACUGUGCAUGGGUAUUGUGGAUGCCCUCUUGCAAGGGACUUUGUAUCUUGCAGCCCAGAUUCGAGUACUUUUUAGUAGCUCUUGUGAAUCAGACUAGCCCAGCCUUGGUUCACGAUCGCAAUACUACCAGCACUACUCGUAUGUAAGUUCCAAGAAAAGAUGGCAUACUAGGGUGUUCGUUAUCUCAGAAAGGUAGAUUAACCCGGUGAAGGCGAAAGGCAAAGAAAGGCAAAGCCAACCGAUGCCAACCGCGAUGAUAUUGCAAUUUCCAUUCUCCGCUGGCUGCCCGACUAGGGUGACAUUGUGUGACAUGAGUAGGAUUGCAGCCAUGGCGUGAUAUGGGUAUAGAUAUGCUGCGGAGGCCCAACCUAUGAGAUGGCGGCGUAGCCAGGUGGAAGGUCAAGAGGGUCUUGAGCUAGGUAGAUCGCGCGGUCGACGACCAGGGUUGAGCAGCGCACUCCCUGGUAGUACUGUGCACGCACGCGACGCCCGUGACAAUCCUCCGUCAUGUGUGAGGUUGCAUCGCAGAAGUGCGAAGACAUGUUAUCAAGGAGCGGCGAUCCACAUCACUGAAAUCAGCCCUAGGCAGACUGAUGCAUGAUCUCGCGGGGGUAGUCUUGUUUGGACUGGAGGAUCACAGGAUGUAACGGCAGAGGGACCUAAGUGGCCAGACGACCGAGUGCAUGUUCGGCCAAUUAGCAAAGGGCAAGACUUGGGACAAGAAUCUGGC
Messenger RNA from Exophiala mesophila, 3916 nucleotides. RefSeq lists its product as uncharacterized. Gene Ontology annotation, cellular component: TORC2 complex. NCBI's taxonomy places the organism in Eukaryota, Fungi, Ascomycota, Eurotiomycetes, Chaetothyriales, Herpotrichiellaceae. Gene Ontology annotation, biological process: TORC2 signaling. The transcript has a single exon. The record is from RefSeq and is a predicted model, not a curated record. The coding region runs from base 207 to 2693 and encodes 828 amino acids.